Molecule: messenger RNA, 4311 nt
Organism: Cavia porcellus (domestic guinea pig)
Lineage: Eukaryota; Metazoa; Chordata; Mammalia; Rodentia; Caviidae
Gene: Erbb2
Product: erb-b2 receptor tyrosine kinase 2
Exons: 26
Coding region: 147-3905 (1252 amino acids)
Biological process (GO): protein phosphorylation; neurogenesis; positive regulation of cell population proliferation
Cellular component (GO): basal plasma membrane; signaling receptor complex; plasma membrane
Molecular function (GO): ATP binding; transmembrane receptor protein tyrosine kinase activity
Source: RefSeq, a predicted model, not a curated record
CGGAGGGGGAGGGGAGCUGGCGCGCGCGUCCGGCCCGAGUCGGAGCUGAGAUUCGGCGCGGGCCGUGCACCCCGACCCCCGAUCCGCGGUCCCCGCGCCCUGCCCGGCCCCGCGCGCGCCAUGGGGCCCGGGCCGCGCUGAACGCCAUGGAGCUGGCGGCCUGGUGCCGCUGCGGGCUCCUCCUUGCCCUGCUGCCCGCCUCCUCCGCGGGCAUCCAAGUGUGCACGGGCACCGACAUGAAACUGCAGCUCCCCGCCAGCCCUGAGACCCACCUGGAGAUGCUCCACACCCUCUACCAUGGCUGCCAGGUGGUGCAGGGGAACCUGGAGCUCACCCAUCUUCCCGCCGAUGCCAACCUCACCUUCGUGCAGGAUGUCCAGGAGGUACAGGGCUACUUGCUAAUUGCCCACAAUCGAGUGGGACAGAUCCCUCUGCAGAGGCUGAGGAUCGUGCGGGGCACCCAGCUCUUCGAGGACAAAUACGCCCUGGCCGUGCUGGACAACGGGGACCCUCUGGACAGCGGCACCCCAGCCCUGGGGACUGCCCCAGAAGGGCUGCGGGAGCUGCAGCUCCGGAAUCUCACAGAGAUCCUGAAGGGAGGUAUCCUGAUUGAGCGGAACCCCCAGCUCUGCCACCAGGACACCAUUCUGUGGAGGGACAUCUUGAACAAGAUGAAUCAGAAGGUGCCUGUGCAAGUGGACACCAACCGCUCGAGGACCUGCCUGCCCUGCUCCCCGGCCUGCAGAGCCCCCUACUGCUGGGGAGGAAGCCCCCAAGACUGUCAGAACUUGACCCGCACAGUGUGUGCUGGCGGCUGUGCCCGCUGCAAAGGCCCGCUGCCCACGGACUGCUGCCAUGAGCAGUGCGCGGCAGGCUGCACAGGCCCCAAGCAUUCCGACUGCCUGGCCUGCCUGCAUUUCAACCACAGCGGCACCUGUGAGAUGCACUGCCCGGCCCUGGUCACCUACAACACCGACACUUUUGAGUCCGUGUCCAACCCCGAGGGCCGCUACACCUUCGGCGCCAGUUGUGUGACCACCUGUCCCUACAACUACCUCUCCACGGAUGUGGGCUCCUGCACACUGGUCUGUCCCCCAAACAAUCAGGAGGUGAUGAAGGACGGGACCCAGCGCUGUGAGAAGUGCAGCAAGCCGUGUGCCCGAGUGUGCUACGGGCUGGGCAUGGAGCACCUCCGCACUGCCAGGGCCGUCACCAGCGCCAACAUCCAGGAGUUUGCAGGCUGCAAGAAGAUCUUCGGGAGCCUGGCGUUUUUGCCGGAGAGCUUCGAGGGGGACCCCACCUCCAACACGGCGCCCCUGCAGCCCAAGCAGCUCAGUGUGUUUGAGACCCUGGAGGAGAUCACAGGUUACCUGUACAUCUCUGCAUGGCCCGAGACCAUGCAGAACCUUGGUGUCUUCCAGAACCUGCGGGUCAUCCGGGGGCGCAUUCUGCACAACGGUGCCUACUCACUCACCCUGCAAGGCCUGGGCCUCCGUUGGCUGGGGCUGCGCUCCCUUCGGGAGUUGGGCAGCGGCCUGGCCCUGGUCCACCACAAUCCCCACCUCUGCUUCGUGCACACGGUGCCCUGGGACCAGCUCUUCCGGAACCCACACCAGGCCCUGCUGCAUAGUGGCAACCGGCCCGAGGCCGAGUGCGCUGCUGAGGGCCAGGCCUGUGACCCACUGUGCGCUCAUGGCCACUGCUGGGGACCGGGCCCCACCCAGUGUGUCAACUGCAGCCAGUUCCUCCGGGGCCAAGAGUGUGUGAGGGAGUGCCACGUCCUACAAGGGCUGCCCCGGGAGUAUGUGAAUGACAGGCACUGCCUGCUGUGCCACCCUGAGUGCCAGCCCCAGAAUGGCUCUGUGACCUGCUUUGGAUCGGAGGCUGACCAGUGCGUGGCCUGUGCCCACUACAAGGACCCUCCCCUGUGUGUGGCCCGCUGCCCCAGCGGCGUGAAGCUUGACCUCUCCUACAUGCCCAUCUGGAAGUUCCCGGAUGAGGAGGGCACCUGCCAGCCCUGCCCGAUCAAUUGCACCCAUUCCUGCGUGGACCUGGAUGACAGGGGCUGCCCAGCUGAGCAGAGAGCCAGCCCUGUGACGUCCAUCAUCGCAGCCGUGGUCGGCAUCCUGCUCUUUGUGGUCAUGGGCGUGGUCGUCGGCUUUGUCAUCAGACGCAGGCGGCAGAAGAUCCGAAAGUACACUAUGCGGCGGCUCCUGCAGGAGACUGAGCUGGUGGAGCCGCUCACGCCCAGUGGGGCGAUGCCCAACCAGGCUCAGAUGCGGAUCCUCAAGGAGACGGAGCUCAGGAAGGUGAAGGUACUCGGAUCCGGAGCUUUCGGCACCGUCUACAAGGGCAUCUGGAUCCCUGACGGGGAAAACGUGAAGAUCCCAGUGGCCAUCAAAGUGUUGCGGGAGAACACAUCCCCCAAAGCCAACAAGGAAAUCUUGGACGAAGCCUACGUGAUGGCCGGUGUGGGUUCCCCCUAUGUUUCCCGUCUCCUGGGCAUCUGCCUGACAUCCACGGUGCAGCUGGUGACACAGCUCAUGCCCUACGGCUGCCUGCUGGACCACGUCCGGGAGCACCGCGGCCGCCUGGGCUCCCAGGACCUGCUCAACUGGUGCGUGCAGAUCGCCAAGGGCAUGAGCUACCUGGAGGAUGUGCGCCUGGUGCACAGGGACCUGGCUGCCCGCAAUGUGCUGGUCAAGAGCCCUAACCAUGUGAAGAUCACGGACUUCGGGCUGGCACGGCUGUUGGACAUCGAUGAGACAGAGUACCACGCGGAUGGGGGCAAGGUGCCCAUCAAGUGGAUGGCCCUGGAGUCCAUCCUGCGCCGGCGUUUUACCCACCAGAGUGAUGUGUGGAGCUACGGGGUGACGGUGUGGGAGCUGAUGACUUUUGGGGCCAAACCCUAUGAUGGGAUCCCGGCCCGCGAGAUCCCCGACCUCCUGGAGAAGGGCGAGCGGCUGCCCCAGCCCCCCAUUUGCACCAUUGACGUCUACAUGAUCAUGGUCAAAUGUUGGAUGAUCGAUUCUGAAUGUCGGCCUCGAUUCCGGGAGCUGGUGGCUGAGUUCUCCCGCAUGGCCAGGGACCCCCAGCGUUUCGUGGUCAUCCAGAAUGAGGACCUGGGCCCUACCAGCCCCUUGGAUAGCACCUUCUACCGAUCGCUGUUGGAGGACGACGACAUGGGAGACCUGGUGGAUGCUGAGGAGUACCUGGUGCCCCAGCAGGGGUUCUUCUGCCCUGAUCCCAGCCCAAGCACUGCGGGCAGCACCCACCGCAGGCACCGAAGCUCUUCUACCCGGAGCGGUGGCGGGGAGCUGACACUGGGGCUAGAGCCCCCCGAAGAGGAGCCACCCCGGUCCCCACGGGCCCCCUCAGAAGGGGCCGGCUCUGACGUGUUCGAGGGUGAUGCGGGAAUGGGGGCAGCCAAGGGGCUGCAGAGCCUCCCUACACAUGACCCCAGCCCCCUGCAGCGGUACAGUGAGGACCCUACAGUCCCCCUGGCCCCGGAGACGGAUGGCUACGUUGCCCCACUGACCUGCAGCCCCCAGCCUGAAUAUGUCAACCAGCCCGAGGUCCAGCCACAGCCGCCAUCACCCCUAGAGGGUCCUCUGUCCCCCGUUCGGCCUGCCAGUGCCUCUCUGGAAAGGCCCAAGACUCUCUCCCCUGGGAAGAAUGGGAUUGUCAAGGAUGUUUUUGCCUUUGGGGGUGCUGUGGAGAACCCUGAGUACUUGGCACCCCGGGGAGGUGUCCAGCCCCAUCCUCUGCCCACCUUCAGCCCAGCCUUUGACAACCUCUAUUACUGGAAUCAAGACCCACCAGAGCGGGGGUCUCCACCCAGCACCUUCGAAGGGACCCCUACAGCAGAGAACCCGGAGUACCUGGGCCUGGACGUGCCUGUGUGAGCCAGGAGGCCGCGCGCCAGGACCUGCACGAAGGAACCUUGCUGUUGCUUGGAUUCCCAGGCAGCCGAGCGGGUGCCCUCAGCCUGGCUGCUGGAGGGGCAGCAUCACAAAGUCUCUGGAUUUGGAAGUCACCGAACUCGGGGCAGGCUGGUGACCACCACACCCCAGCGUCCUCACCGAGGCAGCAGUCCCACCAGGCCCUCUUCCAAUCCUUGGUACUGAACUGAGAGGCUGAGCCGAGGAAGGAGGUGGCCCCACAGGGUGGCAGAGAACAAGCCGGCCACUGGGAGCCCGAGACCCAAGGCCACCUCCAGGAGGACCAGCACCAGCGCCCAGACCAGCCCUGUACAGGGUGUUUUUUUGUUUCGUUUUUACUUGUUUUUUAAAGAUGAAAUGAGGACUCUGA